Molecule: messenger RNA, 1603 nt
Organism: Fundulus heteroclitus (mummichog)
Lineage: Eukaryota; Metazoa; Chordata; Actinopteri; Cyprinodontiformes; Fundulidae
Gene: mob2a
Product: MOB kinase activator 2a
Exons: 5
Coding region: 540-1250 (236 amino acids)
Biological process (GO): positive regulation of protein phosphorylation; signal transduction
Cellular component (GO): cytoplasm; nucleus
Molecular function (GO): protein kinase activator activity
Source: RefSeq, a predicted model, not a curated record
GUCGGGUCUGUGUUUACUUCCGGACUCGGAUUUAGAUUUUCGCUCAGAAAGCAGGCAGCUCCGGCGGAGGCUCAGCGUGGCAGCCUGUCUGUGCGGUCACCAUACAAGGCUUCAUGACAGAGGUUACCGGGUCGACAAGGAACCAUCCCGACAGUCGGCGGCGCAGCACACCGGACGCGGCUCCAUCCGGGCGGAAACGCACCGCCGCUCAGCUCUCCUCCGCCCGCCGUCGCCAGCUAAACGAGGGCUGACCCGACCGCCGCUCCAUGAUCGGGGGGCUAGCGGCGAAUCAAAACAAGGACAAUCGCUCAAAGUUUACCGCGACGUUUCGCGUCUGAUCUGCCGGGAGGACCAGCAGCCCGAAGAGACACGGGAGGAGAGAAAGACAGAGAGAGAGAGCGACCCGGGACUCCGGAGCCAGGCGGCAAGGCUAGCCAGGGUGGUGGCUGGAUAAAGUAGCGGGAGGGGGGUUGCCUCCAGCUCCUGGUGGAUUUAUUCGCUGCCAGCUAACGUUAGCUCAGCUAGCUCCGAGCAGCACCAUGGACUGGUUAAUGGGGAAGUCGAAGACGAAGCCGAAUGGGAAGAAGCCGCCGGCAGAAGAGAAGAAGCAGUACGUGGAGCCGGAGUUCACGAAAACCCGAGUGGUGGACUUCGACCUGAAGGAGCUGGUGGUGCUGCCCAGAGAGAUAGACCUCAACGAAUGGCUCGCGAGCAACACGACCACGUUCUUCAAUCUUAUCAACCUGCAGUACAGCACCAUUUCAGAGUUCUGCACUGGGGAAACCUGUCAGGCCAUGACGGCUUGUAGCACAAUAUACUACUGGUAUGACGAGAGGGGGAAGAAGACGAAGUGCACCGCUCCACAGUACGUCGACUUCGUCAUGAGUCUUUGUCAGAAACUGGUCACAGAUGAGGAAAUCUUUCCUACAAAGUAUGGCAAGGAGUUCCCCAACUCGUUUGAGUCCUUGGUGAAGAAGAUCUGCCGGUACCUGUUCCACGUGCUGGCUCACCUCUACUGGGCGCACUUUAAGGAGACGGUGGCUCUGGAGCUGCACGGCCACUUGAACACUCUGUACGCACAUUUCAUCGUUUUCGUAAGGGAAUUCAACCUGAUCGACCCUAAGGAGACCUGUAUCAUGGACGACUUGUCCGAAAUCCUCUGCAGUCCCGUCCCGGCCCCGCCCCCGGCCCCUUCCACCCCAGCGCCAGCUCCCUCCCCCUCUUCACAAAACCACGUGACGGAGAGAUGAGCAGGGGGGGGCGCGGUGGCAAGAUGGCCGACCCCCGGGGGGGACGAUGGAAGAUAAGAGAGAAGGAGGAAAAAAAAAAACAACAAAAAGCAGCCCGGCCCCCUUCCUCGGUGCAAGCAGGACUUAUGAAACCUUCCACUACCUUUAUAUUUCGCCACGACACCAACCGACCAGCCGGAAGAAAAAGGCCGGGGGGGGAGAGUGGGGGGGUUUAUGGGGGGGCGGGUUGCAGGGAGGGGUUUGUCACGCCAGCAGGAAUUGGCGUGAGCGUUCCUCCCAGGGACAAAUCCCUCCCGUCUUCUCUGCAAUCUAAACUAGGAACAAAACAAAAAAAAAUAAAUGUGUAUAUUUUA